CCAGGCCCGGGUGACGCACAUGAAUGAGGGAGUGUCGUCAAUAAAUGAAAUAUGAAACAACAGGAUAUUGCUGCUGCUCGAUUCACUUGGAGGAGGACCUAGGAAUACUUCUACUUGGACGAGAACAACAUGCUGGCACGACACGACCCGAGUACAACUGCUUUUAUAUUAAGACUCAACUUUCAUUGGUCACUGGGGUUGGUCACUGAGAUCGAAGAGGCGACCCCUUUAGAGAAGAGGGGAAAAGGAAGGGGAAACAAAGGGAGAGGCAUGGCGCCCUUUUCUUUCAGAAUCAGUGACCACUGACUGCUGCCCUUUAAUUAAAGGAGUAGCAGAACUUCUACAACUACGAGAAGAGGAUCAUGCUAAUAUUAUUUCUUCUACUCCUCGACCUCGUCCCGACGGCGAGGAGGUCUUCAUGGGCCUUGAUCCUGUUCUUGCGCGUCAUCUCCUUGGUAGCAACCGCUCUUCCAGGAGAAGAUCUUCAUUAAGGGUAGGUUAAAGGUGCUUUUGUUAGCGUUUGUUACGGCUCUCUUCCUUAGGCGGGGACCGCCAUAACAAGCGGGAGAACCCACGAACACCAAAAGCCUACCUCUAACUUCAGCGUUGGCGCCUACUACGCAAGCACGACGACCCAGACGAGCGACUAGAGAAACAAGCAGGAAAAUCUAGCCACGAAGUCUACAGGAUGUCAGAG
Amoebophrya sp. A25 is the source of this 697-nucleotide messenger RNA. NCBI's taxonomy places the organism in Eukaryota, Dinophyceae, Syndiniales, Amoebophryaceae. The record is from the annotation of a GenBank genome assembly.